ACAAAUUAUAUAUUUUGGCUCUUUUUUUAUUCGUGUAGUUUAACGUUUCGCAGCUCUAUAUAUAUGGGCUGUAGGUCAAAUCAUUCGAUGGUGUAUGUGAUUAUCUAAUUUGCAAACCGCAAAGCAGCAACAAUUAAUAAUAUCGAUGUUUAACAAAAUUUUAACAAGUAAAGGUAUAUAAAUAGAAGCAAAACAAAUACAUACAAACAGUCCGACAUGACUACGAUCGUCUAGUGACAAGAAAAGCAAUCAACAAGUCGAAUUAAAUUUUAACAAAUUAUCCGUUUCCGACCGUAGAACAAAAUCGAAACUUCCAUACACAUUGUAGAAAAAAAUAUUGAGAACAGGCUUAAGAACAUUUUAAUUUGGAUACCAUAACCAUUUGACUGUGUAGAUAUGUGCAUACGUAUAUAUUUCUAACCAAAAAAAUAAUAUAAAUAAAGAACAAAAACAGCAGUGUCGGCAUCUAUUUCUACGACGCAAUACCAAAAAAAGGAAGCAAUCGUCAGCAGAGGCAGCCAACGAUCGAUAUAUCGAUAGCUGGCGAUCAUACCUGAAACGCAUGACAAAAGGUGGCGCCGCAGUCGUAAACAGCGACAAGGACAACAAAAGCGCAUCGCGAAUAUUAUUAAAAGUCUUUUCGCUCCGUGACUGUCGCCAGUGCGGUGUUGUUGUUUUGUCGGAUUAACAACAACAACAGCCACAAUAAGACCGAACUGCUGUUGGUAAAAUGUCUGUAAGACUGUUAACCGUGCGACUGGUCAAACAUGGUCGCUACGUUUUGCGCAGCUAUUGGAAUCGUGAAAUACACUCCAACAUUUUGGAACAAAGCCAGUUAAAGACACGCAGCAAGCGAGGCUUUCCCCUAUCAUCCGUCAAUGUUUUGCGGAACUCAGCCGCGCCACAGCCGACGGUAAAUGUUGUGCCACGAUGCAAUCCGGCGUCCAGCGCGACGUCCAGUCCAGCGACCAGCGGACUCUUUCGCUUUGGCCAGCAUGCACGCAAGCUGUUCAUUGAUAAUAUACUGAGUCGAGUGACCACCAACUACUCUGAAGAGCUGCGUCAGCGUGCGACACGUAAACUAUUCUAUGGCGAUUCGGCACCAUUUUUUGCCCUAAUUGGCGUCAGUUUGGCCACCGGCUCGGGUGUGCUGAGCAAAGAGGAUGAACUGGAGGGCGUUUGCUGGGAGAUACGCGAGGCAGCUAGCCGCUUGCAGGCAGAUUGGAAUCGUGAUGAGAUAUCCGAGACGUUGACCAGCAAUUUCAAUAUCGAUCAACUGGAGGUGGGUCCGCCCAUAGCCAAAGGCUGUGCCGCUGUUGUUUAUGCGGCCAACUUCAAGGAGACUCCCGUUACCCAGCAGAGCCCCAAUACGUCCAGUGAUACAACAGCGCGUCCCACUGUGACCAAAGCAAUGCCAACCCCCCCGAGCUCCAGCUCGACAUGGAAUCAUGAAUUGAUGUCACCGCUACAGAAUAUGUCCCGUUUCGUUCACAAUUUCGGCGGCUCCGUUGACAACAUUUACAACUACAGUCAGCCAAGUGCUGCUGCAGCCUUUGUAGAUGGUCAGACUCAGAUGUCAAUGCAGCAACAAGAGGAGCAACAGCAACAGUCGCAGCAGCAGCAGCAGCAGCCGCUGUCAUCUGCUUACAGUCAGCCACAACAACCACAACAGCAACAACAAACUCAUGCAGAAAACGAAUCCAUUGAGCGAUAUCCCCUUGCCUUGAAGAUGAUGUUCAAUUAUGACAUACAAAGCAACGCCUUAUCCAUACUGCGCGCCAUGUAUAAGGAGACGGUGCCGGCACGUCAGCGUCGCAUGAACGCCAGCGCCGAGGAAUGGGAGAGGCUGUUGCAGCAUCAGACGGUUACGCUGCCACCGCAUCCGAAUGUCGUCUGUAUGUUCGGUUUCUUUUGUGAUGAGGUUCGCAACUUCCCCGACGGCCAUUUACUGUAUCCAAUUGCGCAGCCGCAGCGCAUCAAUCCGCAGGGCUAUGGCCGGAAUAUGUCGCUCUAUUUGCUAAUGAAGCGCUACGAUUAUAGCCUGCGCGGCCUUCUGGACACCACUGAGCUGAGCACGCGCACCAAAAUCCUGCUGUUGGCCCAAAUGCUGGAGGCCGUCACACAUCUCAGUCGCCAUGGCGUCGCCCAUCGUGAUCUUAAGUCCGACAAUGUCCUAAUCGAGCUGCAAUCAUCGUCGCCCCAUGAUCAGUCUGCAUCAUCAGCAGCGCCACUCCUGGUGCUAUCCGAUUUCGGCUGCUGCCUGGCAGACAAAGUGCAUGGACUGCGUUUGCCCUAUGCAGCCAACGAUAUAGACAAGGGUGGCAAUGCGGCGCUGAUGGCGCCUGAGAUCUUCAACACGCAGCCGGGACCGUUCGCCGUGCUCAACUACAGCAAGGCCGAUUUGUGGGCGUGCGGCGCCCUAGCCUACGAGAUCUUUGGCCAACCCAAUCCCUUCUAUUCGGCCAGCGCUGGCAUGGCUCGCGCCCAGGGUGAGCUCACGUAUUCGCUUCGGAAUAGCGACUAUCGACAUGAGCAGCUGCCGCCACUGUGCGAUGCCUGCCCGCCGCUUGUACAACAGCUCGUCUACAAUAUACUUAAUCCAAAUCCGUCGAAACGCGUCAGUCCCGACAUAGCGGCAAACGUGAUGCAACUGUUUCUCUGGGCGCCAUCCAAGUGGCUCAAGGCGGGCGGCAUGCCCAGCAGCCCUGAGAUCCUUCAGUGGCUUCUCUCCCUGACCACCAAGAUCAUGUGCGAGGGUCGUCCACAGAAUGGCAACAGGAGCAGCAGCAGCAAAGCCCCGUCCAGCGGUCGACAUGCCUAUGUAGAGUAUUUGCUUAUCUGCAGCUUUCUAGUGCGUGCGCGACUGCGUCGCAUUCGUGGCGCUCUCAAUUGGAUACAAAAUGUAGUCGCUGCGUAAAUCGUCGGCGCUCGAUUUAUACGGUAGAAUGGACAUAUUUAUUGAAAAGGAACGUUGUUUACAUCUUGUUAUUCGCCGCGAGGUGAACGAAAAAUCAAAAGAAAAA
Messenger RNA from Drosophila navojoa, 3023 nucleotides. It is a transcript of the gene Pink1, whose product is annotated as PTEN-induced putative kinase 1. Gene Ontology annotation, cellular component: mitochondrion. The record is from RefSeq and is a predicted model, not a curated record. Gene Ontology annotation, molecular function: protein serine/threonine kinase activity; ATP binding. NCBI's taxonomy places the organism in Eukaryota, Metazoa, Arthropoda, Insecta, Diptera, Drosophilidae. Gene Ontology annotation, biological process: regulation of apoptotic process; protein phosphorylation; positive regulation of mitochondrial fission.